This is a messenger RNA of Annulohypoxylon truncatum, 735 nucleotides long. RefSeq lists its product as uncharacterized. The record is from RefSeq and is a predicted model, not a curated record. The coding region runs from base 1 to 735 and encodes 244 amino acids. Lineage: Eukaryota; Fungi; Ascomycota; Sordariomycetes; Xylariales; Hypoxylaceae. The transcript has 3 exons.
AUGGGGGUCUGGGGUCCGGGUCUCAUGCAGUCAGACGACGAUUAUGAGAUUGCCAAGGACCUAUCAGCGAUGUGUGGUUGUCAACUUCUGUUUGAAAAAAAGGAUGAACAUAAGAAAGAGGACACGAUCAGGAUACUGAACAACGGCAUGUUCUCCAAGCAGCUUGACAAGAUUUUCUCAUCCGGCUUUCAGCCCCUUACUAGUCAUCACAAGCGUGAGCGUGUGGCCAUUAUCUUUGCCAUGCUCGCAAUGGAACUGGGCGUCAGAAUCGAGGGUCAUUAUUUGACAUCUCUUCAUGUACUCCGAUCUUGGCUUCCCACCCUGGAGCAGCAACUUCAGCUGUUCACAGCACUGAAUGAGUACAAGAACAACGGCACGCCUUGGAUUACAGGUUCAAAGAACUUUGCAGAAAUGCAGAGCAGCAAGACAGAUUUGGGUCUUGGUGAUCCGUUCUGGUAUAGCGGCUUAGGACACUCUGCAGAUGAAGCUCCCACAGCGGAGAUGAGUAGCAAGGCCUGUCUCAGUUGUAGGGACAAUGAACCUAACCUUCUUCGUUGUUCGCGUUGUAAGAUGGCUCGAUACUGCAGUAAAGACUGUCAGCGGUAUGACUGGGGAGUUCACAAAAGGGUUUGUGAAGUUCAUGAAAGUCCUCGCAUCUGCUCUACCAAAGAGGAGCCAUCGACACCGGUGGUCAGCACAAUGAAGCGCCAGGGUACCCCUCUUCCGACGAUUUAA